GGCCGGGCCGGGCGGGGCGGGGUCGCGGGCCCGGAGCUCGGAGGGGGCCGCGGGGUUGGGGCGCCGCGCCGCCUGCUCACUUCUGCAGCCGCGCCUCCGCGCGGCCAGGCUCCGCUCGGAGGGACAUGCGCCUGCCGCGCGCCGCGAGCUCCUAGCUUCCCCGGGACUGCCGGCCGCGGCCCCGAAGCCCGGCUCGGGCGCAGCGCGCGGACCGCUGCAGGCAUGGGGCUGCAGCCCCUGGAGUUCAGCGACUGCUACCUGGACAGCCCGUGGUUCCGGGAGAGGGUCCGCGCCCACGAAGCGGAGCUCGAGAGGACCAACAAGUUCAUCAAGGAGCUCAUCAAGGACGGGAAGAGCCUCAUCGCGGCGACCAAGAGUCUUUCGGCAGCCCAGAGGAAGUUUGCCCGCGCACUCAGAGACUUUAAGUCUGAGUUUAUCGGUGAUGCAGAGACUGAUGAUGAACGCUGCAUAGAUGCUUCCUUACGUGAAUUUUCUAAUUUUUUGAAGAAUCUGGAAGAACAGAGAGAAAUUAUGGCAUUAAGUAUAACUGAAACCCUGAUUAAACCCUUGGAAAAAUUCAGAAAAGAGCAACUUGGAGCUGUAAAGGAAGAAAAAAAGAAGUUUGACAAAGAGACUGAGAAGAACUAUAGCCUAAUUGAUAAACAUUUGAAUUUAUCUGCAAAAAAGAAAGACUCACAUUUACAAGAGGCAGAUAUCCAAGUGGAGCAAAACCGGCAGCACUUUUAUGAACUGUCUCUUGAAUAUGUAUGUAAGCUUCAAGAAAUCCAAGAAAGAAAGAAGUUUGAGUUUGUGGAACCUAUGCUGUCCUUUUUCCAGGGAAUGUUUACUUUCUAUCAUCAGGGCCAUGAACUGGCCAAAGACUUCAAUCACUACAAAAUGGAGCUGCAGAUCAACAUUCAGAAUACUCGGAAUCGUUUUGAAGGAACAAGGUCAGAAGUAGAAGAGCUUAUGAAUAAAAUCAGACAGAAUCCCAAAGACCAUAAACGAGCGAGCCAGUUCACAGCAGAAGGCUACCUGUAUGUGCAGGAAAAAAGGCCGGCUCCUUUUGGUUCCAGUUGGGUGAAGCACUACUGCAUGUAUCGGAAAGCGGCCAAGAAGUUCAACAUCAUCCCAUUUGAGCAUAGAUCUGGGGGUAAACUUGGGGAUGGAGAGGCAUUCUUUUUGAAAGAAUGUACCAAAAGGCAUACUGACUCCAUCGACAGAAGGUUCUGUUUUGAUGUAGAAGCUGCUGACCGGCCUGGUGUUUCCUUGACCAUGCAGGCGUUUUCAGAAGAGGAAAGGAAGCAGUGGUUGGAGGCUCUGGGUGGAAAAGAAGCUCUGUUCCAUAGUUUUAAUAGAGCCAUCGCCCCAAGACCAGAAGGAAGUGCUCAGCUGGAUAAGAUGGGAUUUACAAUUCUCAGAAAAUGCAUCAGUGCAGUUGAAACACGAGGUAUAAAUGACCAAGGAUUGUACAGAGUUGUGGGGGUGAGUUCAAAGGUCCAGAGACUUCUGAGUAUGUUGAUGGAUGUAAAAACAUGCAAUGAGGUGGAUCUGGAAAAUUCCAUAGAUUGGGAAGUGAAGACAAUAACAAGUGCCCUAAAACAGUAUUUGAGGAGUCUUCCAGAACCUCUUAUGACCUAUGAGUUACAUGGAGACUUCAUUGUUCCAGCCAAAAGUGGCAGCCCAGAAUCUCGUGUUAAUGCUAUCCAUUUCUUGGUACACAAACUGCCAGAGAAAAAUAAAGAAAUGUUGGAUAUUUUGGUGAAACACUUAACAAAUGUUUCAAAUCACUCCAAGCAGAACCUAAUGACCGUGGCAAAUUUAGGAGUGGUGUUUGGACCAACUCUGAUGAGGCCGCAGGAAGAAACUGUUGCUGCCAUCAUGGAUUUGAAGUUUCAGAACAUUGUCGUGGAAAUCUUAAUUGAAAAUCAUGAGAAGAUUUUUAGGACCCUGCCUGAUGCCACAUUCCCUGAGCCAGUCUCCCUCUCAGCAUCACCUCCAAACGCUCCACCGAGGCAAUCGAAGAGACAAGGCCAGAGGACUAAGAGGCCCAUCGCUGUGUAUAAUCUCUGUCUUGAGCUGGAAGGUGGUGACAGUCCUAACCCUCCUAAUGAGGGCACCCCUACUGGCAGCCUAGACUCCCUUUCAUCCCCAUCUCCUACGGCUGCAGCUGUCCACGGGCUCCCUGGACCAGACAGAGACCACCUCCUCACGGAUGGGGGUGGCUUUGGGGACUGGGCAUCUAUUGCGCCAAGCCAGACCCGGCCCCCUAUGGUCCAGUGGCUGGCCCCGCAGUCUCCGACCACGCCCAGCUGCAGCCCUGCGGGCACACCUCGCUCACCCAAGUCAUCGUCUUUGCUCCUCCCUUUUGCUGCCACUGAAGUGGACAAGCCAUCAUCUGAAAGCAUCAUCAACCGGAAGGCUCGUGCCGUGUAUCCAUGUGAAGCAGAACACAGCUCAGAAUUAUCUUUUGAAAUUGGAGCAAUUUUUGAGGAUGUGCAAACCUCAAGGGAACCUGGCUGGCUAGAGGGGACUCUGAACGGCAAGAGGGGGCUGAUUCCACAGAAUUAUGUCAAGCUGCUGUAGCACCUGGCCUGUGAGGGCCCCACGUGGACCCUGUACCCAAGGACCUGCCUGGGCGGAACCUACAGCCACCUGGACGCACGGAAAUUACAGAUCAUGGAUUGGCACUGCAGGGGUCGGGAGGGGGGACACACUGCUUGGGGUCGGGGGAAGAGAGGACCCACCACACAGAACUGUGUAGCGAGCUCUGUGGAUGGUGAGAAGGUCAGGAUCUAACAAUGGACUUUUCCUUUGUCAAGCCUUGGCAGUGGCGGUUUUUGAUUAUCCAGUCUCUAGGGGGAGGGGGGAGAGAAGCCUGCCCGCCCGCUGCCCCCACAGGGGUCACGCCAGCAGGCCCCUCCCUGCGCGGCUGCUGCUGGGGUUUUACAGGGGACUGUCCGUCCUCAUGUCCUUUGCACACUGUGCUCUGGGCUCUGGCCGAAGUGGUGUGGAGGGGCUGCCGCUGGCAGGCAGGGGAAGUAAGUGGCCCGAACCCAGAGGGCAGCAGAGAGAGGCACCUUCCUAGGGGCCGUCCCGGGAUCCCACGCUCGCUCUGAGCACACUGGCAUAUUUAUAACAGGCUUCUCCUGGUGCUUCUCACCUGUGUGCUGUUUCCCAGACACCACCUUUUUGCCCCAAGGUCUCUGUAAAUGAAAUAAAAUGUAAUUUACUAUU
Manis pentadactyla (Chinese pangolin) is the source of this 3237-nucleotide messenger RNA. It is a transcript of the gene ARHGAP10, whose product is annotated as Rho GTPase activating protein 10. The coding region runs from base 223 to 2586 and encodes 787 amino acids. Gene Ontology annotation, molecular function: GTPase activator activity; protein binding. The transcript has 23 exons. Gene Ontology annotation, cellular component: cytoplasm. The record is from RefSeq and is a predicted model, not a curated record. Gene Ontology annotation, biological process: signal transduction. Lineage: Eukaryota; Metazoa; Chordata; Mammalia; Pholidota; Manidae.